Messenger RNA from Linderina pennispora, 996 nucleotides. Its product is annotated as RAB18A, member ras oncogene family. NCBI's taxonomy places the organism in Eukaryota, Fungi, Kickxellomycota, Kickxellomycetes, Kickxellales, Kickxellaceae. The record is from RefSeq and is a predicted model, not a curated record. Gene Ontology annotation, molecular function: GTP binding; GTPase activity. The transcript is spliced from 3 exons. Bases 1 to 615 code for a protein of 204 amino acids.
AUGGACACUCUCCCGGAAAUUGCAGCAACGUUCAAAAUUCUGCUUAUUGGAGACUCGAAUGUGGGGAAGUCAUCGAUACUGCUGCGCUUCACUGACGACCACUUUUUGCCACCCGACGAGGCCAGCGCGACCAUUGGCGUGGAUUUCAAGGUCAAGAUGCUGGAUCUGGACGAUACACGGUACAAACUGACGCUGUGGGAUACUGCCGGGCAGGAGCGGUUCAGGACACUCACAUCCUCCUACUACCGCGGGGCACAGGGUGUGAUCCUUGUCUACGAUGUGUGCAGCCGCGAGUCAUUCGACCACCUCGACGAGUGGUUUGAGGAGCUCAGCACGUACUGUACCAAGGACGAGGUGGUCAAGAUGGUUAUUGGCAACAAGAUCGAUAAGGAGGCGGAGCGGGCAGUGUCACGCAAGGAGGGCGCUGAAUACGCACGCAAGCACCAGACGCUGUUCCUCGAGUGCAGUGCAAAGACAAAGAUCGGCGUGCAGCAGGCGAUGGAGGAGCUGGUCAGCAAGAUCGCAGAGUCUCCCACCAUCCGCCGGUCCCCAGGGCGCAACACAGUGACAGUCGACGAAUCGGUGAGCUCGGGCUACGGUGGUUGCGGGUGCUAGAUGGUUUUAUUUUCGCAAUAAACGUAAUUACUGGAGCUUGGCCAGGAUCUCCUCGGCACGGUACAGCAGGAAUUCGUCGUCCUUGCUGGAGCUGACCUUGACGGGGCUGCCGCCGUACGAGGGGAGCAGGACGCGGUCGCCCUCGGCGAGACCCACGGGGAUGUUCUUGCCCUCCUUGGUGACGUUGCCGGGGCCAACCGCGACGACGACGCCCUCGUUGAGCUUCUCCACGGCCUUCUCGGGAAGGAGAAUGCCCGAGGCAGUCUUCGUCUCAGCCUUGACGCGCUGGAUCAGGACGCGGUCCAGCAUGGGGAUGAUACGCUUAGCGGCGGCCGACAUUGUUGCGAAUUGUGGAUUUUUGGUCUAACGGGAAUAGCGAGG